Messenger RNA from Drosophila teissieri, 1868 nucleotides. RefSeq lists its product as uncharacterized. The transcript is spliced from 5 exons. Bases 112 to 1740 code for a protein of 542 amino acids. Lineage: Eukaryota; Metazoa; Arthropoda; Insecta; Diptera; Drosophilidae. The record is from RefSeq and is a predicted model, not a curated record.
UCCACCAGUUAAACUCACACUUUUGUUCACUGGCUUCACUUGGUAACUUGCCAAAUUUCAGUUGGCCCAAAUUAGCGUUUUUCCCGAAAUUAGCCGUAUAAAAAAUUCAAUAUGUCAUGGACGAGUGGCCUGUACAAGUCCCUGCUCCUGCGGAGCCAGCAAUCGCUGGUGCGUCCGGAUCUCGCCCUCCUGGACCUGCAAAUAUCCAAGCGGACCAUUGAGACGAUGAUCGCUUACCAACGGGAUUCCAAUUGCAGUUCCAGUCUUUCACGCACCGCCGACAUCGUUGCCAGGAAGUGCGACGAGCUCUACAAUGCCAACGAAUUCGAGAAUGCCCUAACCACGCUCUAUACGGACGGACGUCCCUUCAGCGGACAGUUCGCCCACGGGCGCUUCGAGAUGAUUAAGCAGCGGAGCCUCGCCGUUUUCGAAGACACCUUGGGCGAAUCGCUGCGUCCCUUCAUGCAGCAGCACAGCGGUGUCCUGGAGCAAAUCAGCCGCCGGCAAAAGGAGCUGGCCGCCCACGUGGCCCGCCCACUCUGGAAGACGCUGCGCGACCGGCGGCAGUGCGACGUCCAGAGUGUCCUGGUCAAGGAGCGGCCGCAGUUGACCUGCCUGGAAAAGGCGCGUCGGCGGGCGAGUGAGAGCCUGUACAACUACAACUACUUGGGUCGCAGCGCCGUCGAUGUGGCGCUGCUGCGUCAACUGCGCAGCGACCGCAACUUCCUCAAUCCCCUCCGGCUGAUCACCACGCCCCCCCUGCGCCAGCUGGCCGAGGAGCGGUUCACGAUUGUGCGCCGCUUUAUGAAAAUGCUUCAAGCGCGGAAUCCGAUGUACAACCGGCGGUACGUGCGCCAGCGGCACGGCCGGAUUGCGGGGGACGGGGGGGAGCGGCGCCGGUGGCAGGAGAGGCACCUGUUCCACGCGCAAUACCAGACGCGACGCGACUGCAUGCGGAUGCUGCACGAGGUGCACCGGCGGCGGCGCGAGGGCGAUGUGGAGAAGCUGUCCGACUACGUGGAGGACAUCAUGUCGGGAUUCAUAGAGUAUAAGACGCAGCGCACGCUGCCCUGGAAGUGGGAGUUCAUCAACGACGUCUACAAUACCCUGGCACUGGCCCACUGCGACAAGUGCACGGUGCCCGCCCAUGUGGACUUUCUGCAGGCCCAGAAUCGACCCAUUCUGUAUCUGCUGCGGACGGAGAAGCUGCGCGACAUGAGCGUACGGUUCGGGGGAGCCAACAUCUAUGUGGAGAUCGAGAAGGAGGAUGAGCGGCACAGCCGAAUGAACCAGAAGCGGGAGCAACUGGAGAACCGCCUGCGUCACUCCCGCUUUCCCAUCGAACGAUCCUACUUGUUUUUCGAGAUCGCGCGCUGCCACUUCAAGGAGUCGCGAUUCGACAAGUGCCUCGUGGUGGCCCGCAAGGCCUUCAACGAGGCGCGCAGCUGCAACUGUCUGAUCUGGCGGUUCAACAGCAUCUUCCUGGGCUGCCAGGUGCACGCCGUGCUCAAUCGCUUCGAGCGGCUGAAGGAGUCGCUGGCGCGGGCGAGCCAGCUGGCCAGCGAGCUGCAGGCGCCCAAACUGGUGGCCUAUAUAGCCAUCUGCAUCAACGUGAACAACUACGAUCUGGCAUUCCAGCGGAUGCGGCAGUCGGAUGUGGCCAGGCGAAAGUCCCGCCGACGAAGUCCCAUCAGCACAAUGACAUCGAACAGUUCGCAGGGAUCGCAAAGUAGCACAUAGCGUAGUUAUUUUAUUCACUAAACUAGUUGCUCUUGGCUCUCCAUUUCACUUUAACCCGGUGGAAUUUAAAGCUAAGAGCAACAAGUUGCAGGUAACUUAGGAACAAGUUUUUACCAUUACCGAAUCUU